Messenger RNA from Tarenaya hassleriana, 1337 nucleotides. Its product is annotated as nuclear transcription factor Y subunit A-7-like. The coding region runs from base 256 to 999 and encodes 247 amino acids. The record is from RefSeq and is a predicted model, not a curated record. Gene Ontology annotation, biological process: regulation of transcription by RNA polymerase II. The transcript has 7 exons. Gene Ontology annotation, molecular function: DNA-binding transcription factor activity, RNA polymerase II-specific; RNA polymerase II cis-regulatory region sequence-specific DNA binding. Lineage: Eukaryota; Viridiplantae; Streptophyta; Magnoliopsida; Brassicales; Cleomaceae.
CACAGAAAUCUUCAAAUUCAUCUCACAUCUUUCCUUUGGAGGAAAACUAAAUUCUUUUUUGCUAUAAUUUAUGCCCUUCCCUUCCUACAAAUCAAUUUCCCACUGUCUCUCCUGAGGUCGCAAGAGAUCGAGAGGGAGAGGGAGAGGGAGAGAGAGAGAUGAAUUCAUGACUUUCGAGCCGUUGACGCAGAAAUUCCAAGUCUUCGAAGAUUUUCGUCUGCUUCUUCUCUUCCGACAAGUUGUAAACCGAAAAGGAUGCCGACAAAAGCUGACAGUGGACACAGACAGCUGGAUCAUGGUACUCAAACCGUCUUUCAGUCAAACAUGCAUGUCCAACCGUGGUGGCGGGGAGUUGUGUCCAGCACUUCCACGGGCGAAACCACUUCAAAAGCAUCUCCAUCAGAUCAUUUAACUAGUUCCAUGCCUAUGCAAACAGCUGCUAAUUUGGUUGACAAAGGGGUUUAUCCCGGACAAGGAGACCAUCUGAAGUGUGUCCCUUCAACAGAUCCGGUAACAAUUGCCAAAAAUGCAGACCUUAAUUCCCAGAUGGAACUAGUUGGCCACUCAAUUGUUAUGAUGUCAUACCCAUAUUCAGAUCCUCAGUAUGGGACAAUGUUAGCAUCCUAUGGUCCACAUGGUCUGGUAUCUCCUCAGAUGUAUGGAGUCCAUCAAACUAGAAUGCCUCUGCCUCUUGAAAUGGAAGAAGAGCCUGUCUAUGUAAAUGCUAAGCAGUACCACGGCAUUCUGAGACGGAGGCAGUCCCGAGCUAGAGCCGAGCUCGAGAAGAAAGUGAUCAAAGUUAGAAAGCCGUAUCUUCAUGAAUCCCGGCACUUACAUGCCAUGAGAAGGGCGAGGGGUUCUGGCGGGCGGUUUCUUAACACAAAGAAGCUCGAAAACAACGGCACCAGUCCAAAUCCCGAGAAAGAAACAAACGCAGGGCGUGAAUGCUCAGAAACAGCAAUGCGAAUUCAUGCAGCAAAUAAAGGGGGUUUCAGCUGAACCCCCAACUAGUUAAACAGGAACAACACCUGCAGGGCAGGUGGUGUUCCCAGGCAAUUCAUUCUUGGCUGUGUGCUUAUGGUGUUUUUUUGGCUAUUUGGAAGUGAGAGAGAUGCAGAGACAAUAGAAACAUGAGAAUGUCUUCAUGUUCAUGGAUUGUCCGCAUCUACACCCUGUCUUAGUCUCACUCCACAAACUUGUAAAGAAAACACGGGUCAUACGACACGUCUGUCUUCUUCCAAGCUUCUGUAACUUUGUGAAUUUUACCCUCUUAGGUAACCUUCUGGAUCGCUUCGUGGGUGUGAAUAAAAAUGGCUCAUGCAAAAUAUGACUUUGAA